CAAACAGCAGCAGCAAUGGAACAAUUACUGAACUCUGAGGAAUGUCGAUUGAUAGCGUUACGAACACUACAGUUAAAAGAAGACGAUGACAAUUUGGUGUUAUUGCAUUGGCAACUCAUUGCGGGCUCUAAAGACCUUAUGGGAUAUAUGGGCGAGUACUACAAGCUCCAUUUACAGGUGGAACACUCAGAGAUUGAAGUAGAGAAGAAUUUACAAUACUUUGUGAAAAGUUUGCCCUAUAAAAAUGCACCUCAAAGAGCCGAAUGUGAACGCAAAGGAGUUUUUCGUAAGGAAGCAACUAUCUAUGAGAAAAUAUUGCCCAAUGUGCAAAGAUAUGCAAGUCGCAAGCUUUAUCCAAAAUGUUACUACAGUCGAAAUGAUAUAAUGGUGCUGGAGGAUCUAGCACAACAUUAUCGACAUCUCAAACCGACUGAGAGCUAUACCCUAAAGCACUACGAAUUGGCUCUGGAACAUUUGGCUGCCCUACAUGCGGCUAGUAUAGCCUGGGAACAGCAGGAGCAAUUCAAUAUAGGAGAGCGGUACGAAAAUGUGCUUAUUGAAUUGUUUUUGAGCAUGCAAAACGAAUGGUUUAUUACAGGCUUAAAGGGCAUCGUUUUCUUGGCUGGACGACAUCCCAAAUAUCAAACGGAUAUAGCACAAAAAUUCAUCAAGGAGAAACUUUAUCAACUGUUGACCAAAUCGGAAGAACUUGUUAAACCUUCGAGAACUAUAAGAAAUGUGCUCUGUCAUCGGGAUACUUGGGAUCGCAAUAUCUUCUUUGGUUUCGCCAAUCCAACAGACAGCUUGCCAAACUCCUGUUGCAUUGUGGACUUUCAAUUGACCAAGUAUUGCUCUCCCUUAUUGGAUGUACUUUUCCUGCUCUAUAUUAUACCCUCGCCGAGUCGAAGACGUGAUAUCUACGAGCACUGUAUUGAUCAUUAUUAUCUAUGUCUGCAAUCGGAGUUCCGACAACUUGGAUUAUCGCCCUGUUUAAUUAGUGGGAAUAACUUUAUGGAGGAAUGCGAACGCAGUCGUCUGGUUGCCUUAAUAAUGUGGGCCUUGACCGAACCGCAGACAAAGGUCUCCGCCGAAAUCACAAAUAGAAUGCGCACCGAGGAACCUGAGAAAUUCGACUAUUAUCUCAAUUGUGAUCGCAGUGAAUUUUAUCUGAGAGUCAUGGAAUUACAGCCGGGUUAUGAAGAGAAGAUAAUGGUUCCCAUAGAGGAACUUGUCGAUUAUCUUAUGGAGCACGAAAGUCUGUAUACUCAAAAGAAAUACAUUAAAUAAAUAAGCAAGAUAUCGAAAUCUCUAAAGUGAG
Molecule: messenger RNA, 1318 nt
Organism: Drosophila innubila
Lineage: Eukaryota; Metazoa; Arthropoda; Insecta; Diptera; Drosophilidae
Exons: 3
Coding region: 16-1287 (423 amino acids)
Source: RefSeq, a predicted model, not a curated record